GUCGACCCAGCUAGACAGGAGCUGAAACCAUGGCGGAGAAGACUCAGAAGAGUGUGAAGAUCGCACCUGGAGCAGUUGUGUGUGUAGAGAGUGAAAUCAGAGGUGAUGUCACCAUAGGACCCAGGACAGUGAUCCACCCUAAAGCACGAAUCAUCGCAGAAGCCGGUCCAAUAGUGAUCGGCGAAGGCAACCUAAUAGAGGAACAGGCGCUCAUCAUAAAUGCUCACCCUGAUAAUAUCACUCCUGAUGCAGAAGAUCCAGAACCCAAACCUAUGAUCAUUGGCACCAAUAAUGUGUUCGAAGUUGGCUGUUAUUGCCAAGCCAUGAAAAUAGGCGAUAAUAAUGUUAUCGAGUCAAAAGCGUAUGUAGGCAGGAACGUAAUACUGACAAGUGGUUGUAUCAUCGGGGCCUGUUGCAACCUGAACACGUUUGAAGUCAUCCCUGAGAACACGGUGAUCUAUGGUGGAGACUGCCUUCGUCGGGUGCAGACUGAACGGCCACAGCCCCAGACACUACAGCUGGAUUUCCUGAUGAAAAUCUUGCCGAACUACCAUCACCUAAAGAAGACCAUGAAAGGAAGCUCAACUCCAGUUAAGAACUAAGACCAAUAGAUGACAUCAAGAUAAUAUUUGCGUUUGACCAAUGUCUUUUUUUUUUCUCUGACUGGUGUCUUUUGAAAGAGCCACAUGUUUGUGCCUUCGUAACAGUCCACAAAACACCUGUUGACUUUAUCUUGUAAAAUGGAAUUAGAGAAGAAAGUAAUGGAUUUUCAUUGUAACUGUCCUCUAUAAUUUAUAUAAAAUGUAUUAUUUUCUGAUGUCCUUGUCCCAUUCUGAUAAUUUACAGAUUUUUUUGCUCUAUGUUGUGUGUUAUAUAACAUGUUGGCCAUGAAUUUUAGUUAUGCAAAAGACUACCCAUGAUAAGAAAGGACAUAUUGUUAUGUAUUUGUAUUCUAACAAAUACUAAACUAAAUAAAAAUGUUGAUGACAG
Molecule: messenger RNA, 990 nt
Organism: Budorcas taxicolor (takin)
Lineage: Eukaryota; Metazoa; Chordata; Mammalia; Artiodactyla; Bovidae
Gene: DCTN6
Product: dynactin subunit 6
Exons: 7
Coding region: 30-602 (190 amino acids)
Biological process (GO): mitotic spindle organization
Cellular component (GO): dynactin complex
Molecular function (GO): dynein complex binding
Source: RefSeq, a predicted model, not a curated record